AUGGUCAAUCACGCAAUUGAUUUUCUUGUAUCGGAAAAAAAGAAAUUAAUUGAAGAAAAUAAAGAAUUGGUAUCGGGUGUGGACUUGUUCGUGUGGAAGACGUUCCUCUUCCUCCUCUCUUUUCAUUUUCUUUUUCUCUCUCGCUCGCCGCCUCUUGCUGUUCUCUCUUCUCUAAAAUUCUUCACUCAAACGAAAAACAGAGUAUACUCUGAGUUUUCUCUUUUCAAUCAGUUCAAGCUGGCGAUCGAAAACCAAGAAUCCACUGUCCGUGAAAUCAAGCCCAAGAACAGAAGAAUCAUGGGAGCUGGUGGGCCUGAUGAAGAAGAUAACAGGUGGCCUCCAUGGUUGAAACCUUUGUUAAGAGAACAAUUCUUUGUUCAAUGCAAGCUUCAUGUUGAUUCUCACAAGAGCGAAUGCAAUAUGUACUGCUUAGAUUGCAUGAAUGGCUCUCUCUGCUCCUUUUGCCUGGUUUCUCACAAGGAUCAUCGUUAUAUUCAGAUUAGGAGGUCUUCAUACCAUGAUGUGAUAAGGGUAUCUGAGAUACAGAAAUACCUGGACAUAUCUGGAGUUCAAACUUAUGUUAUUAACAGUGCUAAGGUUGUUUUCCUCAAUGAGAGGCCACAGCCAAGGCCUGGAAAAGGUGUCAUCAACACCUGUGAGGUCUGUGACCGUAGCCUUGUGGACUCCUUCCGCUUCUGUUCUCUUGGUUGCAAGAUUGUUGGCACAUCAAAGAAUUUCCAGAAGAAGAAGAGGCAUCUGGCCAUGGCAUCGGACUCUGAGGAUUCAUUCAGCAGCAGUAGCCAUGGAAAGCUGAAGAACAACAACAAAGAAAACAACAAAGUCCGGAGCUUUAGUCCUUCAACACCCCCUCCAACUUCGGUUAAUUACCGAACUGCCAAACGAAGAAAGGGGAUUCCCCACAGAGCCCCAAUGGGAGGACUAAUCAUAGAAUAUUAGCCAUAGCCAUUGUGGGUUUUUUUUUUAUUUUCCCCCUUAAGUUUUAAAUAUAUUUACCCUACUAUACAAGUCAUCGUCACAAUGCCAACCUUUUUCCGCGAAAAGGGCCGGCAUUGUCACACUCCCCCUGCCUCUUUUGUAGUAUUGUGUAUAUAGAAGCAGCAAAACAUAGAAGUGGAAAAUGAUGGAAAACAAGUGGAAAAAUAAUCCCCCCAAAUGUUGAGGACUUGAAUGUUACUAUUAAACAUAAAACAGGGUGCUUUUCUUUUCUAGAGUGAAUUAUACAUAAGUUUUUGGGCAAAAAGUGAGAUGUAAAUAAGGUUUUACCUUUUAAGUGGAAGGGUAGUGAAAAUAGAAAAGAACCGUGUACUCCUCUGUUGUAGGAGGAGAGAAGGGAUGUUUAUAUGUGGAAUGAAAUAAGAAGAUUUUACUUCGUACGUUGUAUAA
This is a messenger RNA of Durio zibethinus, 1404 nucleotides long. Its product is annotated as protein RGF1 INDUCIBLE TRANSCRIPTION FACTOR 1-like. The record is from RefSeq and is a predicted model, not a curated record. NCBI's taxonomy places the organism in Eukaryota, Viridiplantae, Streptophyta, Magnoliopsida, Malvales, Malvaceae.